This is a messenger RNA of Panicum virgatum (switchgrass), 3750 nucleotides long. RefSeq lists its product as uncharacterized. The transcript is spliced from 18 exons. Gene Ontology annotation, molecular function: phosphatidylinositol-4,5-bisphosphate 5-phosphatase activity; inositol-polyphosphate 5-phosphatase activity; phosphatidylinositol-3,4,5-trisphosphate 5-phosphatase activity. The record is from RefSeq and is a predicted model, not a curated record. NCBI's taxonomy places the organism in Eukaryota, Viridiplantae, Streptophyta, Magnoliopsida, Poales, Poaceae. Gene Ontology annotation, biological process: phosphatidylinositol dephosphorylation. The coding region runs from base 546 to 3290 and encodes 914 amino acids.
UCUCCGCCCGCUCGCCCCGCCUCGCCUCGUCCUCCUCUUCUCCGCCCGCUCGCCCCGCCUCGCGGUCAACCACCCCCACCCGCUCGAGACCGUGCCCGCGACGCGCCUCUGCGCCCGUAAACAAUUUGCCCGCCCGAUCCCCACCAAGAAAUGCCGUGGAACCGCGCCGGCCCACGCCCCGCUGUACAGUUGUCGCGCGGCCGAGUAGUUUAAUCCCCGGGGGAGGAGAGCAGGGGGCCGACCCGGAUGGCCGUGCCCUCGUCGGGUUCCUGCAGACCCAGUCCCGGCUUUGAGGCGCCCCUCCGCCGCCGCGGCGGCCCUUUCUGGUUGCGUCUGGGAGGAAUGGUUGCGGAGUUGGUGGAUUCUACGCUGGGGUUUUAGGAGGAUUCCGGCGGUCCGGGCUCUCGGCUGGGGGUAGCGGAACUCCGAGUUUGUGGCCUGGAUUGGGCGCUGGAGCCGCUGAUUGGGUUGAAGUUUGGGAGGUAAAAGCUGCCAUUGUUCUUCUGACUUCAAAAGGGGAUGUGUUCUUCUGACUUCAAAAGGGGAUGGCUUUCCCAGAUGAUGGAAAGAUGAAGGGCUGUCAGCCAAAGCUUUUUGGGACAAAAGAUAAGAAAGUCGAUAAGAGGACAGACCGUGCAAGCUGCUCCACAGCUAAAUGUGGAUCAAGCAACUCGAAGUCACCAUCUUCGUCCCCCUUCCGGAAACUUUCAGCAGAAGUUAGGAGCAUACGACUAAGCCAUUUUCUAAGCCACUCUUCAAACGCUACAAAAUAUGAACAUAUCAGGAUAUUUGUCGCCACGUGGAAUGUUGGAGGAAAAGCACCUACCGCUGAGUUGAAAUUGGAUGAUUUUCUUCCUGCUGAUGACCAUUCAGAUAUUUAUGUUUUAGGGUUUCAGGAAAUUGUCCCUCUCAAUGCUGGUAAUGUGCUUGUGAUAGAAGACAAUGAACCAGCUGCAAGAUGGCUUGCUCUUAUAAACCGUGCGCUAAAUAGACAAGUUGGCACUGAUGCUGAUAUUUUUCAGAACAAACCAUCUCCCUCCCUUGAUUCAACCUCAUCCCAAUCAACGCCAGGCCUUGAUGCUUCAUCCUCCAACCGUUCAAGAACAGCUAGUGGUUCUGUAAUCUUUCAAAAGUCCUUGAAAUCCAUCAGGAAAUCUUACAUGCCAUCCCGGAGAAAACAGCUUAAAUUCUGCAAUUGCCCGGUGGAAAUGGCCAAAAAAUCCUACAAAGAUGCUUGCUUUCGGUGCCCACAAGCAUAUGCUAAUGAAAUGGACUCUUCUGAAGAGGACGAAUUGGAUGACAGAUUGAAUGAUAUAUUUGGUCUAAGUGAUGAUGGCGUUAUUUCGGCUGCUUCUGCCUACAGGGACCAGCUUAAGUAUAACCUCAUAUCUUGCAAACAAAUGGUUGGUAUUUUUGUCACAGUAUGGGCAAAGAAAGAGCUAGUGCAGCAUAUAGGCCAUUUGAGAACAUCCUGUGUUGGUCGUGGAAUAAUGGGAUAUCUUGGAAACAAGGGAUGUAUAUCAGUAAGCAUGACACUGUAUCAGACGAGCUUUUGUUUCAUCUGCAGCCAUUUGGCUUCAGGUGAGAAAGAAGGAGAUGAGUUGAGGCGGAAUAUAGAUGUGUUAGAGAUUCUGAGGCUCACACAAUUUCGAAGGAUUUGUAGAAGAUCUGGGCCAAGAAUCCCUGAGAGAAUUCUUGAUCAUGAUCGGGCAAUAUGGUUAGGGGAUCUGAACUACCGUAUUUCCUUGAGCUAUGAAGAUACCAAGAAACUUCUGACUGAAAACAACUGGGAUGCCCUUUUUGAGAAGGAUCAGCUCAAUAUCCAGCGUGCGUCUGGAAGAGUGUUCAAGGGGUGGAGUGAGGAGAAGAUAUAUUUUGCCCCCACAUACAAGUACUCUUGCAACUCUGAUUCUUAUGCUGGUGAGACAGCCACAUCAAAGAAAAAGAGGAGAACCCCAGCCUGGUGUGAUAGAAUACUAUGGCAUGGAGAUGGUAUUGCUCAGUUGUCCUACUUCCGAGGGGAGUCUAAAUUUUCCGACCACCGUCCUGUCUGCGGAACCUUUAUCGUGGAGGUUGAAAUGCUAGAUGGCAAAUCAAAACGGCGCUCAUCAAACACUAACAUUAGAAUCGGUGCUGAAGAGCUGUUACCGACAAGUAAGCACAACAAAACGGCGGGAUCUGUCUCUCUACCCGCGGAACGUGGCGACCACUUCCAACGGGCCCCUCGCCGCCGCCGUGCUCGCAUCCCCGCGCGCCGCCGCACGCCUCUUCCUUCCCUUCCCUCUCUCUCUUCCUCCGGAUCAGGAGCAGGAGCAGGUGGGUGGGUGAGAGAUCUCUCCGUUGCAAUGGCGCCGUGUUCUCCAUGGGCAGGGGACCGCCCUCCUGCCCUCACGCGGCUCCUCCUCGCCUUCCUCACCUUCCUCCUCACGCUCCUCGCCGGCCGCUGCGGCGCUGACGGGAGAGGCGGCAAGGGCAGCUCGGUGUACCCGGCGGCCGUCGUGUACCCGCACCACUCGCGCCAGAUCUCCUGGAAACCCAGGGUGUUCCUGUACCAGAGCUUCCUCAGCUACGACGAGGCCAACCACCUCAUCUCCCUCGCUAGAGCUGAGCUCAAGAGGUCGGCAGUCGCCGAUAACAUGUCUGGCAAGAACACGCUCAGUGAAGUCCGCACCAGCUCCGGCACCUUCCUCAGGAAAGGCCAGGAUCCAAUUGUUGCGGGUAUAGAGGACAAGAUUGCUGCAUGGACAUUCCUUCCAAAAGAGAAUGGUGAAGAUAUCCAAAUCCUAAGAUAUAAGCAUGGGGAGAAGUAUGAACCACACUAUGAUUACUUUACUGACAAUGUUAACACUGUCCGUGGUGGUCAUCGCUAUGCUACUGUUCUUUUGUACUUAACUGAUGUGGAAGAAGGAGGGGAAACAGUUUUCCCCUUGGCCGAGGAGUUUGACGACGCUAAAGAUGCAACCUUGUCAGAGUGUGCUCAGAAAGGCAUUGCAGUGAAACCACGAAGAGGGGAUGCCCUCCUUUUCUUCAACCUUGGCCCAGAUGGCACAACCGAUUCAAUGAGCCUCCACGCUGGAUGCCCGGUCAUAAAGGGCGAGAAAUGGUCAGCUACCAAGUGGAUCCGCGUGGCAUCGUUUGACAAGGUUCAUCACACACGAGGCAAUUGCACCGACCAGAACGAGAGCUGCGAGAAAUGGGCAGCUCUGGGAGAGUGCAUAAAGAACCCAGAGUACAUGGUGGGAACCGCAGCGUUGCCCGGUUACUGCCGGAGGAGCUGCAACGUGUGUUAGCAACUUAGCGUCAGGAUACGAGAAAGUGGGCUCACUGGAACCGUCAAACUUGACUUGAGGAACAGGUUACACCGAGUUGAUUCACAAGGUUUGGCCUGGAUUCUACCGUUUUAUUCUUUUGGUGCUCCUGAUUAGAUACUGGUUCUUCAGUGGUAACCAGGCAGGAGCUGGAAGACAACUCUCUUUGUUAGUGCUUACCACUUAGUUGUAUCCACAGACUACGCUGGGUUUGGUACCUCAUCCAAAAAAAAAAACAUAGGCUGUGCUGGAUGGAGAUGUAUUCAGAACAAGUUUAGUGCAGUAUUACUUAUUUAUUAGAUUGCUUUGGGUCUGCUAGAUCAUAAUUUGUGCCAGAAUUCAAAAACAACUGGAUCCAUUGUCAUCUGUAAUCUUUCUUGAUGAGUGCUGUAAAUUUUCUGGGAAGCCCCCGAAUCCACCAGACAGUAUCUCUCCAACCCUA